AUGUCUACCACUGACAAGCUACACCAUACGGUGUAUAACCCGAUAGGCCAAACUACCGUUGUCCUGAUCCAUGGCGCCCUGGUGUCCGGCCUCUACUGGGAUCUGGUCAUCCCCCACCUCCCCAAUUCUUACCACCUCCUGGUCCCAGAUCUCCCAGGACAUGGGAAAUCCCCUGCACCAUUCGCAGUGGAUCUCUCAGUCCGCCUAAUCGCCGACAUGAUCCGCACACACGCUAUCAACGGCUCGGCUCACAUCAUUGGCCACAGUCUAGGCGCGCAGGUCGCCAUCCGUCUAGCCUCAAGCGAUCCCGACGUGGUAAAUUCUAUCUUCAUCUCGGGCUUUGAGAUAUUCCCCCAAACAUCAUUCACCCCGUAUAUACCAUACGCGGCAUGGGCCAUGCCCAGAAUUGAAAAUUGUCUUCCUCGUUCUUUGAUCCGCUGGGCAAUGGAUGGUGCCGAUAUCCCUCGCAUCGAUACAAGUACCUGCACACUCGAUUUAUGUAGGCAACUCGUAUUGCCAGAGACCCCGACACAGUGGCCGUUGCCAUGGUAUGCGCGCACCCUCAUUGUUGCUGCAGGGAAAGGCGGGUUGAUUCCCACUAAUGAUCAUCCGCAUGAUGCUGUGAAGCUGAUGGAGAUUGGGAGAGAAUUGAAUGCAGAGACUGUCGCGUAUACACAUUUGAGUAUGCGACAUCCGUGGAAUCGACAGGAACCACAAGUAUUUGCGGAAACUGCUGAGGCGUGGUUUGAAGGGAAGGAGUUGCCGGAGGGGUUUGUGAAGCUUUAG
This is a messenger RNA of Penicillium robsamsonii, 786 nucleotides long. Its product is annotated as alpha/beta fold hydrolase. The coding region runs from base 1 to 786 and encodes 261 amino acids. The record is from RefSeq and is a predicted model, not a curated record. The transcript has a single exon. Lineage: Eukaryota; Fungi; Ascomycota; Eurotiomycetes; Eurotiales; Aspergillaceae.